Molecule: messenger RNA, 1326 nt
Organism: Enhydra lutris kenyoni (northern sea otter)
Lineage: Eukaryota; Metazoa; Chordata; Mammalia; Carnivora; Mustelidae
Gene: GPR15
Product: G protein-coupled receptor 15
Exons: 2
Coding region: 212-1132 (306 amino acids)
Biological process (GO): immune response; G protein-coupled receptor signaling pathway
Cellular component (GO): membrane
Molecular function (GO): G protein-coupled receptor activity
Source: RefSeq, a predicted model, not a curated record
GCUGAUGGAAUCUUAUGUACUAUGAAGGAAGGAACAAAGGUCCUUAAAGUAAGACAACCCGUUUCUGGUCACGGCUAGUCAUUGAUUGUGACUUAUAUAACGGUUUUCCAGUCCUGUGCUUUCCUGUCACACACCCUACCUCUAAACACAUCAACAACAAUUCUUUUACACAGCUGUGUUCCUGACUGGAGUGUUGGGGAACCUCAUCCUCAUGAGCGCCUUGCAUUUCAAACGGGGCAGCCGAAGACUGAUUGACAUCUUCAUCAUCAACCUGGCUGUGUCUGACUUCAUUUUUCUUGUCACAUUGCCUCUCUGGGUGGAUAAAGAAGCUUCUCUAGGACUGUGGAGGACAGGCUCCUUCCUGUGCAAAGGCAGCUCCUACAUGAUCUCAGUCAACAUGCACUGCAGUGUCUUCUUGCUCACCUGCAUGAGUGUUGACCGCUACCUGGCCAUCAUGUGUCCAGCCAUAUCCAGGAAAUUCAGGAGGAGAGACUGUGCAUAUGGAGUGUGUGCCAGCGUCUGGUUUAUCUCCUGCCUGUUGGGUUUGCCUACUCUUCUGUCCAGGGAACUCACCCUGAUUGAUGAUAAGCCAUACUGUGCAGAGAAGAGGGCUACAUCCACGAAACUGACUUGGGCCCUGGUGGCCUUAAUUUUUACCUUCUUCGUCCCUUUGGUGAGCAUUGUGACCUGCUACUGUUGCAUAACAACGAAACUGUGUGCGCAUUACCAACAGGCGGGAAAACAUAGCAGAAAGCUGCGGAAAUCCAUAAAGAUCAUCUUUAUUGUUGUGGCAGCCUUUGUCUUCUCCUGGCUGCCCUUCAAUACUUUCAAGCUCCUGGCCAUUGUCUCUGGGCUGCAACAAGAAGUCUACUUUUCAUCAGCUUUUCUCCAGCUGGGCAUGGAGGUGAGUGGGCCUCUGGCAUUUGCCAACAGCUGCAUCAACCCUUUCAUUUACUAUAUCUUUGACAGCUACAUCCGCCGGGCCAUCGUGCACUGCUUGUGCCCUUGCGUGAAGAACUAUGACUUUGGGAGCACCACAGAGACAUCAGAUAGUCACCUCACUAAGGUUUUCUCCAACUUCAUUCAUGCAGAGGAUUUUGCCAGAAGAAGGAAGAGGUCUGUAUCACUCUAAAACGGACUGUGACAUUUCAAUCUCUGUUCAUAGACUGGAGAGUUAAUUGGUGUCAGCAACAAAGAAAGAGGAAAAGUAUUGCUGAUACCAUUCAUAGUGCUUCAUAAAUACAAGAAGAGUUUAUUUUUAAAGAGAUGACUGAAAAGUCCCUGUGUUCAUGGGUAUGAUUGUGUCAUACGCUGGUUUGGGGGUUU